GAGCCAAUGGGCGCGGGUGUCUGCCAGGAGAGGGCUGGCUGCGCCGCGGCGCGCGCGAUCCGGCUGACGCAUCUGGCCCCGGUUCCCCCGGACCAGAGCCGGGCCCGGAGGGAGGGGAAGAGGCGAGAGCGCGGAGGGCGCGCGUGCGCAGUGGUGCGGGGAGGAGCAGGGAUCUUGGCAGCGGACUAGGAGGCUGCGAGCCAGCCGCGAACCGAGCGGGCGGCGGGCGCGCGCACCAUGGGGGAGAAACCCGGCACCAGGGUCUUCAAGAAGUCGAGCCCUAACUGCAAGCUGACCGUGUACUUGGGCAAGCGGGACUUCGUAGAUCACCUGGACAAAGUGGACCCUGUAGAUGGCGUGGUGCUUGUGGACCCUGACUACCUGAAGGACCGCAAAGUGUUUGUGACCCUCACCUGCGCCUUCCGCUAUGGCCGAGAAGACUUGGAUGUCCUGGGCUUGUCGUUCCGCAAAGACCUGUUCAUUGCCACCUACCAGGCCUUCCCCCCAGUGCCCAACCUGCCCCGGCCCCCCACACGCCUGCAGGACCGGCUGCUGAGGAAGCUGGGCCAGCAUGCCCACCCCUUCUUCUUCACAAUACCCCAGAAUCUGCCAUGCUCUGUCACACUGCAGCCAGGACCAGAGGAUACAGGGAAGGCCUGCGGCGUAGACUUUGAGAUUCGAGCCUUCUGUGCUAAAUCACUAGAAGAGAAAAGCCACAAAAGGAACUCUGUGCGGCUGGUGAUCCGAAAGGUGCAGUUCGCCCCGGAGAAACCCGGCCCCCAGCCUUCAGCUGAAACCACACGCCACUUCCUCAUGUCUGACCGGUCCCUGCACCUCGAGGCAUCCCUGGACAAGGAGCUGUACUACCAUGGGGAGCCCCUCAAUGUAAAUGUCCACGUCACCAACAACUCCACCAAGACCGUCAAGAAGAUCAAAGUCUCUGUGAGACAGUACGCCGACAUCUGCCUCUUCAGCACCGCCCAGUACAAGUGUCCUGUGGCUCAGCUCGAACAAGAUGACCAGGUAUCUCCCAGCUCCACGUUCUGUAAGGUGUACACCAUAACCCCGCUGCUCAGCGACAACCGGGAGAAGCGGGGUCUUGCCCUGGAUGGGAAGCUCAAGCACGAGGACACCAACCUGGCUUCCAGCACCAUCGUGAAGGAGGGUGCCAACAAGGAGGUGCUGGGAAUCCUGGUGUCCUACAGGGUCAAGGUGAAGCUGAUAGUGUCUCGAGGCGGGGAUGUCUCUGUGGAGCUGCCUUUUGUUCUCAUGCACCCCAAGCCCCACGACCACAUCCCCCUCCCCAGACCCCAGACAGCCGCUCCAGAAACAGACGUCCCUGUGGACACCAACCUCAUCGAAUUUGAUACCAACUAUGCCACAGAUGAUGACAUUGUGUUUGAGGACUUUGCCCGGCUUCGGCUGAAGGGGAUGAAGGAUGACGACUAUGAUGACCAGCUCUGCUAGGAAGGGGGGCUGGAGGAAGGGAGUGGAUGGUGCUGGAAGAGGUAGGGGCAGGAACAAGACCCCCACUGUCAUUGGGGGGUUGUCCCAGCCUCUUUUCCCUUCCCCUCCACCUGGCAGCUUCUUCAACCAACCCCUUCAGUCUCUCCCUCCCGUCCCCCCAAGAUAUGCACUGGACCCAUCUCUUGCUGAAUGUGGGCAUUAAUUUUUCGACUGCAGCUCUGCUUGUCCAGCCCCGCAGUGGGUGGCAAGCUGUGUUCAUACCUAAAUUUUCUGGAAGGGUACAGUGAAAAGAGGAGUGAUAGGAGGGAAAGGGGGAGACAAAACUCCCACAUUCAAGUUCACACCAACACCUUCCAUGCUCACUCUCUCUGCCUCCAUUCCUUCAAGAGGAGACCCUUCAGGACAAGGCCAUUUCUUUGUUUCUGUGCAUAAAGAAGAAAAUAAAUCUUUUACUAGGCAUGA
Messenger RNA from Cebus imitator (Panamanian white-faced capuchin), 1929 nucleotides. It is a transcript of the gene ARRB2, whose product is annotated as arrestin beta 2. Lineage: Eukaryota; Metazoa; Chordata; Mammalia; Primates; Cebidae. The transcript is spliced from 15 exons. Bases 238 to 1467 code for a protein of 409 amino acids. Gene Ontology annotation, biological process: signal transduction; G protein-coupled receptor internalization; positive regulation of ERK1 and ERK2 cascade. The record is from RefSeq and is a predicted model, not a curated record. Gene Ontology annotation, cellular component: cytoplasm. Gene Ontology annotation, molecular function: angiotensin receptor binding.